This is a messenger RNA of Metopolophium dirhodum (rose-grain aphid), 465 nucleotides long. RefSeq lists its product as uncharacterized. The transcript has 2 exons. The record is from RefSeq and is a predicted model, not a curated record. Gene Ontology annotation, molecular function: DNA-directed DNA polymerase activity; DNA binding; nucleotide binding. Gene Ontology annotation, biological process: DNA replication. NCBI's taxonomy places the organism in Eukaryota, Metazoa, Arthropoda, Insecta, Hemiptera, Aphididae. The coding region runs from base 1 to 465 and encodes 154 amino acids.
AUGUCCCAGUACAUGCCAUACGGUGGGUUCAACUGGGUUGAACCCACAUUGAACGGAUUGAAUGAUUUGGAUGCUACCUCCCCCAUAGGGCGAGUGUAUGAGGUGGAUGUGUCAUACCCACAACAUUUGCAUGACAAACAUAAUGACCUCCCCUUCCUACCGCAAAAUAGUGUGCCGCGUGGCUCGAAGGUGAGGAAGUUGAUGGCAACAUUUGAGGAGAAAAAAAAUUAUAUUGUUCACUACCGUAAUCUACAACAAGCGAUUAAAAAUGGAUUAUUAGUUGAAAAAGUACAUAGGGUUAUUCAGUUUAACCAGUCGGACUGGUUAGCAAAAUAUAUUGAAUUGAACACCGAGAUGAGAAAGAAGGCGAGGAACGAUUUUGAGAAAGAUUUUUUUAAACUGAUGAAUAACGCUGUAUUUGUUAUGUCACUUUAUUUAUAUUAUAUAUAUAUACAUUUUUACUAA